AUAAACUAAACUUUUUGGUAAAUUUGAUGUGUUUAGUUUUAUUUCCAAGGCGACCAUAACGUCCGCUCACAGUUGGUAUACUCCAAUGUCCUCUGUCUGUUGGAAGAGCUGAAGGCUACUGCCCUGUGUGCAAAGAAGGAAUCAUGGUCAACUUCGCCGCACUAGUGCGAGACCACUGGGUGCACAUUUUUGUGCCAAUGGGCUUUGUAGUUGGUUACUACCUCGACAGAUUGCAAGACCAGAAGUUAACGGCCUACAGGAACAAAAGUGUUUUGUAUGCCAGGGAGCUAAAGCCUGGUGAGGAGGUGACCUGGAAGUAGACCCCUCCUUCCUACAAUGUGUCCUGUGAUCUGUGGUGUGAAUAACUGAUGGAUGCCCCGUUUAAUCCAGAUUAUUUAAGUAGACAUCUAUGCUUCCACUAUGGAACUGUAUCAACCAAUCAUCUUUGAUCUUUUGAGUUGUAUCAACCAAUAAUAAAUAUGUUCUUUUUCAGUCAGA
This is a messenger RNA of Cynoglossus semilaevis (tongue sole), 498 nucleotides long. It is a transcript of the gene ndufb1, whose product is annotated as NADH:ubiquinone oxidoreductase subunit B1. The coding region runs from base 144 to 320 and encodes 58 amino acids. The record is from RefSeq and is a predicted model, not a curated record. Gene Ontology annotation, cellular component: mitochondrion; respiratory chain complex I. The transcript is spliced from 3 exons. Lineage: Eukaryota; Metazoa; Chordata; Actinopteri; Pleuronectiformes; Cynoglossidae.